CUCUCCCAACUUUGAGAACCUCUGAAAGCUGACCGCUAUCGCAGUGUCUAUGGGAGUGCCAUCCCCUUAACAGACAACGGUAAAAGGCCUGAUUGAACUAUCUUCAUUUAUCCACCAUAUUUGAUGAAACUCCCACUCGAUCACUCGGUGCUCUUUUGACCGUCCUGGAUGAACCAAGAGCUGUGUUGUUUUUCCUAACUGGCUCUGGCACAGGAGAAAUGGUAGCUAGCUAGCAGUCUGUGAAAAUUUGUCUAACGCACGACUGUGAUUAUCUGAUCGAAAUAAUGAAUUUACUACCAUCAAACACACAUGGGAACGGACUACUGUACGCGGGAUUCAACCAGGAUCAUGGAUGCUUUGCUUGCGGAAUGGAGAAUGGGUUUAGAGUGUACAACACAGAUCCACUCAAAGAGAAAGAAAAACAAGGGACACAGCAUUGUGACAGCGAGAGCCAAGAGUUCAUGGAGGGCGGGGUCGGGCAUGUGGAGAUGCUGUUCAGGUGUAACUACCUUGCGCUGGUUGGAGGAGGAAAAAAGCCCAAAUACCCACCUAACAAAGUGAUGAUCUGGGAUGACCUGAAGAAAAAGACUGUUAUAGAAAUUGAGUUCUCCACAGAGGUCAAAGCAGUGAAGCUUCGAAGGGACAGGAUCGUGGUGGUCCUGGACUCUAUGAUCAAAGUGUUCACGUUCACCCACAACCCUCAUCAGCUGCAUGUGUUUGAGACCUGCUAUAACCCCAAAGGUCUGUGUGUGCUCUGUCCCAACAGUAACAACUCUCUGCUGGCGUUCCCGGGGACCCACUCUGGGCACGUGCAGAUCGUAGACCUUGCCAACACAGAGAAGCCUCCAGUGGACAUCCCCGCCCAUGAGGGGGCGCUGUGUUGCAUCGCCCUCAACCUGCAGGGAACCAGGAUAGCCACUGCCUCCGAGAAAGGGACCCUGAUCAGAAUAUUUGACACCAUGGCAGGCCACCUGAUUCAGGAGUUGAGGCGAGGGUCACAGGCUGCUAACAUCUACUGCAUCAAUUUCAACCAGGAUGCGUCCCUCAUUUGUGUGUCUAGUGACCACGGUACAGUCCACAUAUUCGCUGCAGAGGACCCCAAGAGGAACAAACAGUCCAGCCUAGCCUCGGCCAGUUUCCUUCCUAAGUACUUCAGCUCCAAGUGGAGCUUCUCCAAGUUCCAGGUUCCAUCAAACUCGCCGUGUGUGUGUUCCUUCGGAACAGAACCCAACUCUGUCAUAGCCAUUUGUGCUGAUGGCAGCUACUACAAGUUCCUGUUCAAUCAGAAGGGGGAGUGUUCCCGAGAUGUCUACGCACAGUUCCUGGAGAUGACAGACGAGAAGAUCUGACCUUUCACCCUACCACCUCCUGCCAACGGACAGACGUGUACAUGGCGGAUGGGUUUAUUUUCUGGAGCAGGAGGACGAGGGGGGAUGGACAGAAGGAGGAGAUGAUGUUUCUGCUCACCCACUGCUGAUGAACUCUACGUGAAGCGUCAGAGGGAAGGUGAGAGAGACACCAUCUCCGAAACAGAGGAAUGAAAGAUGGGCCGAGAGAAUUCAGGACUGAGUGCCCUCUGACAACCUACUUAAAGACUCCCUGUACAACUGGACAACUACAGCAAGACAGGGGUACGAGAACACUAACGGACGUCACCUGGGCCUCCUUGUCCGGGGAGGAACGAGGGAGACUUGCUUUUUAAAGAUGUCUUCUGUGAAAUGUAUGAUGAUCGGGCGGUUAUUUUUUAAAGGUGUAUAGCGUUGAUUCUAAUAGGUAGAUGCAUAGAAAACAAAUCUUGUCAACUAACACCGCCUAAUCUAACUAUAGGGAGUGCCUCUGAGCUGAAUCGAGAGUGGAGUGUGUGUAUAUACUCGCAUACAUACAGUACAUUCAAAGUUCAGACCCCUUCACUUUCUAUAUUGUUACGUUACAGCCUUAUUCUAAAAUUAAAUAUUUUUUUCCCCCCAUAUAAUCUACACAGAAUACCCCAUAAUGACAAAGCGAAAAGUUUAUUUUAGAAAUACCUUAUUUACAUAAGUAUUCAGACCCGUUGCUAUGAGACUCAAUUGAGCUCAGGUGCAUGCUGGUUCCAUUGAUCAUCCUUGAGCUGUUUCUACAACUUGAUUGGAGUCCACCUGUGGUAAAUUCAAAUGAUUUGGAAAGGCACACACCUGUUUUAUAUAUUGUCCCACAGUUGACAGUGCAUGUCAGCAAAAACCAAGCCAUGAGGUUGAUGGAAUUGUUUGUAGAGCUCUGAGACAGGAUUGUGUCUGAUGACACCAAGAUUGAACUCUUUGGUCUGAAUGAGAAGUGUCACAUCUGGAUAAAACCAGGCACCAUCCCUAUGGUGAAGCAUGGUGGUGGCAGCAUCAUGCUGUGGGGAUGUUUUUCAGUGGCAGGAAGACUAGUCAGGAUCAAAAGAAAAGCUGAACGGAGCAAAGUACAGAGAUCCUUGAUGAAAACCUGCUCCAGAGCACUCAAGACCUCAGACUGGGGAGAAGGUUCACCUUCCAACAGGACAAUGACCCUAAGCACACAGACAACACAGAAUUGGCUUUGGGAUAAGUCUCAAUGUCCUUGAGUGGCCCAGCCAGAGUCUGACUUGAACCUGAUCGAACAUCUCUGGAGAGACCUGAAAAUAGCGGUGCAGCGACGCUCCCCAUCCAACCUGACAGAUCUUGAGGAUCUGCUGAGAAGAAUGGAAGAAACUCUCCAAAUACAAGUGUGCCAAGCUUAUAGUCAUAUGCAUGAAGACUGGAGGCUGUAAUCGCUGCCAACAAAGUACUGAGUAAAGGGUCUGAAUACUUAUGUAAAUGUGAUAGUUUUAUUUUUAAUACAUUUGCAGAAUGUGUGUAGAUUGAGGGGGAAUGAUUUAAUUCAUUUUAGAAUAAAGCUGUAAUAUAAAUGUGGAUUAAGUCAAGGGUUCUGAAUCCUUUUCAAAUGCACUGUGUAUAUAUACAAAUUGCAUGGGUGGGACUUCACAAGGUAAGGCCAUUGAGUUGGUCAGAUAACUUUGAAAUAAAUAUUUCAAUCAUCGUACAGUUGAAGAAUUGAGUCAGUUUAAAAGUUCCUAUUUUGAUAUGAACUUGAUAUUAAAAGGCUGAGUAUUUACGGUGGUUAUCUGGUUAACCUCAGUGAUUCCUCUUGGUGAAACACCACCCUGGUAGAGCUAGGUUUAGCUUUUACUCACUGUAUAAACACAAUGAAUAUGCCAGACUGAACACAUGUAAUUUACAGCAUAAACUGUACAGAAUUAGAAGACAUUUUUUGAUUAACAAGUGUUAUUGUUUCACUCUUCCUGCCAUUUAUGUCGCUGUGUGUGUAUGUGCAAUAUUCUUUACAGUAUGAGUCUACAUGAGGAUGAGGUGAAUUAGUACCUAUAAGCCGACCCAAAAACACUGAUUCUGGGCUAGAUUCAAUCCGAUUGCCCCUAUGCGGCUAUGUACCAUUUUUAAAAGCAAGAUUUCCGUGUUCGCAGAGACUGCAUUCAUGGUAAACGCUGCAUAUGUCGGCUCAAUCGGAAAUGAAUGUCAAUCACGCUAUAAUGCAGCUCUUCCGUGGUCCGGAUUGAAUCUAGGCCCAAGUACUUUGAUUAGGAUGAAAACAAUGUAAAGCUCAAACUCAAACUUGAUCAGUCUCCGGAUGAGAAUUUGAAUAACGUACAUCUUCUUAACGGAUCCUCACAGACAAGCUUAAUUCGUUCGGGUUUAUCAUACAUCCGUUCAUGAAAUAAUACAACCGUUUUCCCAGAGCCAAAGCCUUCAAGUCAUUGCGUGAACUGAUGAACUGUUCUGUCAUGAUCACAGUGAAUAGAAAAUACAGUUUCCACCCCCUGUGCUUACACUAAAAAAAAAAUGCUUUCAAGAUUAAGGGAUAAAUUCAAUCAGAUCCGCUUUAGUCGACAUCCGCAUAGUGGUUGUUUUGGCAUUGGGACUGCGAUAGAGCUGUCAAAUCCACAAGCGUCUCCUGCCAUUAUACUUAAAGCAGACAUUAACAUUGGCUGCAUUGUUUAAAAGUGGAAUGUAAAAUACGCCUGGAUUAGGAUGAUAGAAAUCCUCAUAAUUUAGUUUUCAAUUUGAGCGUGUAUAGCCUACACUUUCCUGUUCUGAACUUUUAACGUGAAUGGAGCGGUGGGCUUCGUGACAAUGAUCGUAAGAGCAGCUGCUCAAAGUUGACUGUUCAACUCAGCUCCACUGUCAAAACAUCUGCUAUGUGGGUGUCUGCUAUCACAGGUUGAUGCUUGAUCUGAUUGAAUCUUAGGCAUAGAUUCAAUCUGAUUUAAACCAAAAUCCACCUUCUCUUUGUGUGCCAAUGUACACCCAUUCCUUUCUGGUGAGGUUUAGUUGGCUGGUGUAGUUUGCCCAUGAAGAGAACUCUUCUGCUUGUUCACUAUGGUCAGCUUAAGCACAUUUCUAGCAUAAAUUCUGAUCUACAUACGACUCAAUGUGUGGAUCUACAUGCAGUAUUAACUUUAGAACCCAUCUUAUGUUUGUCACAGCAUCGGCUCAUGUGCAUGACCAUACAAUGCUGUGCUCCAAUGUAUUGUUUAGAGUAUUUGUCAUUUGUUCCGUUAAAUCUGAACUUUGUACCAACAUUCAUUUCUGUGUUCAAUGGGAACCACUGAAUGCAUUUCAUGUGUUGCUUCCUGCUCUGAUUGUGCAAGUGGAAUUCACUCACUACAUGAUUGUAAAAUCCUGCAUUUAAAUUUGUGAAUAAAACAUCAGGUAGUGUAGGUGACUUA
Molecule: messenger RNA, 4741 nt
Organism: Oncorhynchus keta (chum salmon)
Lineage: Eukaryota; Metazoa; Chordata; Actinopteri; Salmoniformes; Salmonidae
Product: WD repeat domain phosphoinositide-interacting protein 3
Exons: 11
Coding region: 285-1349 (354 amino acids)
Biological process (GO): autophagy of mitochondrion; protein localization to phagophore assembly site; nucleophagy
Cellular component (GO): extrinsic component of membrane; cytosol; phagophore assembly site membrane
Molecular function (GO): phosphatidylinositol-3,5-bisphosphate binding; phosphatidylinositol-3-phosphate binding; protein binding
Source: RefSeq, a predicted model, not a curated record